AUGGAUGACCUUAAAAAGGCCAAAGUAUUAAAAGCUGAAAAAAAAGCUAACAAGGCUAAAAAGGCUAUCGAUAAGUAUAACCACGACCCUGAAUAUAGAUUUUUGUAUGAUUGUAUAUGUGAUGUUUUUGCUUACCUUUUAAGAAGGGACAUGAUAUUGUUACAAGAAUAUUAUUUUGACAAUAUUAGUUUAGCUGCAAAAUGGUGCCGUUCGUUGGAUUCGUCUUAUGACGAAUACCUUUUGAUUUGCGAAACCAUCGCGAGGAAGGUGUUUCCUCGCGAUGUGUAUGUCGAGUAUAAGGACAUGGAGGAGGCGCAUUAUGCUUACAAGGUUCGUACUCGGUUGAGAAAAGACGUUUUAGCCCCUCUUAGAAACGCGCUUAACUUGCCGGAGGUUUACAUGUGUGCUAAAAGAUGGAGGGAGAUUCCUUAUGAUAGGGUUUCUUCCACUGCGAUGAAUUUAGGGAAGAAGGUGUUUCUCAAGCAUGAUAAGGAUGGAUUUGAGGAGUAUUUGAGUGAUGUUAAAGAAGGUAAUUUAAGUAUUGCUGCUGGUGCUUUGCUUCCUCAUGAGAUUGUUUCGAGUAUUUAUGGAUCGGAUGAAGAUCUUAACGAGGUUGCAGAGCUUCAAUGGAAGAGUAUGGUGAAUGACUUAGCUAAAGAAGGGGAGUUAAUAAACUGUACUGCAUUAGCUAAUAACAUAGCUGGAGAUGUUUGUGUUGGACUUAUGCUAUUGGUUUCGGAGUUAACGUGUGCGCCGUGGAAGGGGAAGGUUAUCACAUGGGGUGAAGAUCCUGAAUUUCACACCAUUAAAGGUGAUAAGCUUUCUGAAAAAGUGGAGUCAGUUCAAGAAAUGGUGUAUGAGAGUAUGGUGGAUUUACAGAAAGUGUUUGAUAAAGUUUUGGAGUUUACUGUUGAGAAGAAUUUGAGUGAAGAUGAGAUGUUAAGAAGGUUGUUUGUUUUCAUUGAUGAAGAUUUUGAGAAGGUUUCUGCACAUCCUUGGGAGACUGAGUAUGCUGAGAUGAAGAUGAAGUUUCUCGAUCGAGGUUUUUCGAGAGUUCCGGAGGUGGUGUUUUGGAAUCUGAAAGGGUCAUUGGCUGUACCUGUGAGAUGUGAUGUGCCUGGUAUGGCGGUUGUUAGCGGCCUUUCGAAGAAUCUGCUGACGUUGUUCUUGGAUGAUGGUGGUGGUGUUCUGACUCCUGAGAGUGUGAUGAAUGCUUCUAUUUCUAGGGCUGAGUAUAGUCAGCUUGUUGUUCAUGAUUGA
This is a messenger RNA of Spinacia oleracea (spinach), 1260 nucleotides long. RefSeq lists its product as uncharacterized. The transcript has a single exon. NCBI's taxonomy places the organism in Eukaryota, Viridiplantae, Streptophyta, Magnoliopsida, Caryophyllales, Amaranthaceae. The record is from RefSeq and is a predicted model, not a curated record. The coding region runs from base 1 to 1260 and encodes 419 amino acids.